UUCCUCGAGUAGUCGGGUAUAUUGGGUGUUUUUAACUUAAUAAGGUUGUAGAGUUUGUCAUUCGUGUUUGUGGUCCAUGUAUUUUGGACCUUAGUAGGGGGAAGGUAUCUUUUGCAAUUAGUGUAGUUGGCUUGUAAAUUGUGAUAGAAGAAACUCAAAGUGCUCGUGAUUGUUUAAGCCUUGCCUCGUUAGGACCUUUCGGCACUCAUUUAAUUUUAAAUUAAUAUAUCUCUGAACUGAAAUUAUGAGGCUAAUUUGUGAUCAUUGCGGAAUCUUUUAUUCCAAAGUUCCUUCCACAUGUAAACUUGCACAAGGUUUUUUCUUCGCCAGUGCUGAUUUUCCAUAUAAAUCUAAGCCAUUCACGAGCCUGGCAAAAAUUUUAGCAUGCAACAUAGACAUACCACUUUAUGUUAGAAAAACACAAAUCAGCUUAAUACUUAAAAGCGAGAAAAACACAUUGUCCCACAUACUUGGCUUAUGUUUGAUUCCUUACCUUUACAUGAAUCAUCCUUGAAGUUCUGAUGAAGUCAUUCUCAUUUCCUUUAUAACUUCAAUUUUUGUUUUGGGUUUAAUCCUUCGUACUUUACACUAGCUUAAUAGCAAUAACAUAUGUCACUCUGUUUGUCUUCAUUUCCCCACUUCAUUUUCCGUUAACAACCAUGUCUCGCCGAGAAACCAAUCCUCAUUUUUCUAGACCACCACCGCGAGGACAUCCCGAAGAUCAUCGACAGUCACCUAUUCUAUUCGUACCAGCCUCAGAACACCAUGGCCAAUAUCCACCACCAGCACAUGGAGUAGCACCUACGCAACAAGAAGAUCCCCCUUACCACCCUCAUUUUCCAUUGCAGCCGCGACCACAAGAACAUCCCUAUCCAUUGCGGCCCCAGACGCAAGGACCACCACCACCACCGCCUACCUCAAAAGUGCCGACCCGUGACAAGCGUAGCAAACCACAACAACAAUCACCACCACCACCAGAAGGACGAAGGAAGCGGCAAGAAGGUUUAGCUUACCCACCAAGCAAGCAAAAGGUAAAAAUUAGUGAGCCAUCAUCUUCCAAGCCUCCCGUUGUCACCCCAGUGCUACCCCCACUUAGCCUCUCUCCUGAGCCUCGGCAGCAACUUCGUGAACCUCACAGCCCCACCCAAAAGCAGAGACAUGAUGGGCCGCGGCACCACCGCCCUCCAUGGUUGCCUCCGCCGAAAAAGUCCAACCCUCUAACAUGGUGUGGUGCUGUGUUAUGCGUAAUAUUUUGGCUGAUCAUAAUCAUAGGAGGGUUGAUAGUCCUAAUAGUGUACCUUGUUUUUCGCCCCCAGAGCCCUCAUUUCGACAUAUCUGGUGUCACCCUGAAUGCUGCAUACCUGGACUUUGGAUAUCUACUCAAUGCUGAUAUCACCAUUCUUGCAAACUUCACAAAUCCAAACAAGAAGGUUCAUGUAGACUUCAGCACAGUGAGCAUCUAUCUAUAUUACGGAAAUACCCUCAUUGCAACUCAAUAUGUGGAACCUUUCUCUGCUGCAAGGGCUCAGUCAAGGUUUGCAUAUAUUCACAUGGUGACUAGUCAAGUUAAGUUGCCACUGGGAGAGAGCCAGCGCAUAGUGAAGCAAAUGGAAAGCAAUGGAGUUUUGUUGAGUGUGAGGGGUGUUUUCAGAGCAAGGUCUAAACUGGGAAGCAUCUUAAGGUAUUCAUAUAACCUCUAUGGCCUCUGUAAUCUCAUGGUCACGCGCCCGCCAGAUGGGGUUUUGCUCAAAAAGAAAUGCAGAACGAAACGCUGAAGCACCAUAUUCUUUUUUGUCCUUCAACAUUGGGGUGUUUUUUUGGUUCUACUUAGUUUCACCAUAUUCUUCUUCUUCAAAUAGCAGCUUAAUUGGGUUAACCUUUGUCGUCUUAUUUAUUUAUUUAUUUUCUUUUUUGCU
Arachis ipaensis is the source of this 1916-nucleotide messenger RNA. Its product is annotated as proline-rich receptor-like kinase. Gene Ontology annotation, biological process: defense response to other organism. NCBI's taxonomy places the organism in Eukaryota, Viridiplantae, Streptophyta, Magnoliopsida, Fabales, Fabaceae. The record is from RefSeq and is a predicted model, not a curated record. Gene Ontology annotation, cellular component: plasma membrane.